AUGGCUUUCCGUCGCGAUCCUGGGCCCGGGAGGGCUGGGCACCUCAGCCCACGGCCGGCCAGGCCGUACGCUUCUUCGGCGUCAAGGCACGGCACCGAGGCUGCGUCUACGUCCCGCGGAAGGUGGCACGCAACACCCUUGGCAAGGCGAGACGGAACCAUUCAGACGAGACGCUGUUGUUGCCACCAUUUGUGUCUGCAACGGAGCUGCGCAUCCUCUUCAGGUUGGACUAUUCCAACACAAUGCGCAUGCUGGGAGUUCGCUCGAUGGACAAGAAAUAUUUCUGGAAGGCUCUUUGCGUGCGACUGGUGUCUUCUUCCAUUGUACCUUCAACAUCAGUCAUGUUUUGCAUAG
Messenger RNA from Symbiodinium necroappetens, 354 nucleotides. Lineage: Eukaryota; Dinophyceae; Suessiales; Symbiodiniaceae. The record is from the annotation of a GenBank genome assembly.